GUCGACUGCUUCGCUUCGUUUAACCAUCGAAAAAGUGAGCCAAGGGUUUUGACUCUCUUCGUUUUCUACUGCGAAAUCUCUCCGAUUUUCCGGCGACGUUGACUCUGCCUUCCUCCAACACCGCCGUUUUACUCCAUCGUUCCAGCUUAAGCAAUCAAGGUACCCAUUUUAGUGUGUUUUGAGGUAUACCAGAAAAGAUGGACAUUGAUGAGAUGGAUAUUGAAGAGAUCGAGGCUACUGCGGAGAUCAAUCUAUCUGAGCUAGGAGAAAGUUUUCUCCAGAGUUUCUGCAAGAAAGCUGCAACUUCCUUCUUUGAUAAGUAUGGACUUAUAAGUCAUCAGCUCAAUUCCUACAACUUCUUCAUUCAACACGGGCUUCAGGAUGUGUUUGAAUCCUUUGGUGAUAUGCUUGUGGAACCGUCGUUUGAUGUGAUAAAGAAGAAGGAUAACGAUUGGAGAUACACUACAGUGUUCAAAAAGACUGUUGUUAAAAGCGACAAAUUCAAGACGGGACAAGAUGAAUAUGUCGAGAAGAAGAUACUGGAUGUCAAAAAGCAGGACAUUCUAAUUGGUAGCAUUCCUGUCAUGGUGAAAUCUGUCCUUUGCAAAACAAGCGAGAAAGGAAAAGAAAACUGCAAAAAGGGGGAUUGUGCUUUUGAUCAGGGUGGAUAUUUUGUGAUAAAGGGGGCUGAGAAGGUGUUUAUAGCUCAAGAACAGAUGUGCACAAAGAGACUGUGGAUUUCUAAUUCACCAUGGACAGUCUCCUUCAGGUCCGAAAACAAAAGAAAUAGGUUUAUUGUGCGCCUCUCGGAGAAUGAGAAAGCAGAAGAGUAUAAGAGUAGGGAGAAAGUACUGACAGUGUACUUCUUGUCGACUGAGAUUCCAGUCUGGCUCCUCUUCUUUGCGCUGGGUGUUUCGUCAGACAAAGAAGCCAUGGAUCUAAUUGCUUUUGAUGGUGAUGAUGCAAGCAUUACCAACAGUCUCAUAGCUUCUAUCCAUGAAGCUGAUGCACUUUGUGAAGCUUUUCGCUGUGGGAACAAUGCUUUAACUUAUGUUGAACAGCAGAUCAAAAGCACCAAAUUCCCUCCUGCUGAAAGUGUGGAUGAUUGCCUCCAUCUGUAUUUGUUUCCCGGCCUCCAAGGUUUGAAGAAGAAAGCCCGAUUCCUGGGCUAUAUGGUGAAGUGCCUUCUGAUCUCGUAUGCGGGAAAAAGAAAAUGCGAAAACAGGGACAGUUUCCGGAAUAAGCGAAUUGAGCUCGCUGGAGAACUGUUGGAGAGGGAGAUAAGGGUGCACCUGGCACAUGCUACAAGAAAGAUGACCAGGGCGAUGCAGAAACACCUCUCAGGCGAUGGUGAUUUGAAGCCUAUUGAGCAUUAUUUGGAUGCUUCCGUUAUCACUAAUGGGCUUAGUAGAGCCUUUUCCACUGGAGCAUGGUCUCAUCCUUUCAGGCAGAUGGAAAGGGUUUCAGGUGUUGUAGCUAAUCUGGGUCGUGCAAAUCCAUUGCAGACUCUGAUUGAUCUGAGGAGAACGCGACAGCAAGUCCUAUAUACCGGCAAGGUUGGAGAUGCUAGAUAUCCGCAUCCCUCUCACUGGGGCAGAGUAUGCUUUUUGUCAACUCCAGAUGGUGAAAAUUGUGGUCUUGUGAAGAACAUGUCUCUUCUUGGACUUGUUAGCACUCAAAGUUUGGAGUCAGUGGUGGAAACGCUCUUGUAUUGUGGAAUGGAAGAGCUGAUGGAUGAUACCAGCACACCGUUGUGUGCCAAACAUAAAAUGGAAAUCAAGCGAGAUAAAGAUGACAAUGAGGUGAGAAUUUUCACUGACGCUGGUAGACUACUCCGACCUCUCUUGGUUGUGGAAAAUCUCCACAAGUUGAAGCAAGACAAACCUACACAGUAUCCUUUUGAGCAUCUUCUUGACCAAGGGAUCCUCGAGCUGAUCGGGAUUGAGGAAGAAGAAGACUGUAAUACAGCAUGGGGAAUCAAACAACUUCUGAAGGAUCCAAAGAAUUACACGCAUUACGAAUUGGACCUGUCAUUCCUGUUGGGUGUGAGCUGUGCAAUUGUCCCAUUUGCAAAUCAUGAUCAUGGGAAAAGAGUUCUCUACCAGUCCCAGAAGCAUUGCCAACAAGCCAUUGGAUUCUCGUCAACGAACCCUAACAUCCGCUGCGAUACGCUGUCCCAGCAGCUGUUCUAUCCCCAGAAGCCACUUUUCAAGACAUUGGCGUCGGAGUGUCUUAAAAAUGAAGUGCUGUUUAAUGGCCAGAACGCAAUUGUUGCUGUGAAUGUUCAUCUCGGGUACAACCAAGAGGAUUCCAUUGUGAUGAAUAAGGCUUCACUGGAACGUGGUAUGUUCCGUUCAGAGCAGAUUAGAAGCUACAAAGCAGAGGUUGAUACCAAAGACUCGGAGAAGAGGAAGAAAAUGGAUGAGCUUGUUCAGUUUGGAAAGACAUACAGCAAAAUCGGCAAAGUAGACAGCCUUGAAGAUGACGGGUUUCCUUUCAUUGGUGCUAACAUGAGUACUGGCGAUAUUGUCAUUGGCAGAUGCACUGAGUCUGGGGCUGAUCACAGUAUAAAGCUCAAGCACACUGAGAGAGGAAUUGUGCAAAAAGUGGUAUUAUCAUCUAAUGAUGAACGGAAGAAUUUUGCUGCAGUUUCUCUGAGACAGGUUCGUUCGCCAUGCCUUGGAGAUAAGUUUUCCAGUAUGCAUGGCCAGAAGGGUGUUUUAGGUUAUCUAGAGGAACAGCAGAAUUUUCCUUUCACAAUCCAAGGCAUAGUUCCUGAUAUUGUGAUAAACCCGCACGCUUUCCCUUCUAGGCAAACACCAGGUCAACUCUUGGAGGCUGCUCUCUCCAAAGGAAUCGCUAGUCCUAUACUAAAGAAGGAUGGUAGCUCUGCUGCAUGCACCAAAUUGACACGGCAUGCCACUCCUUUCUCCACUCCGGGUGUCACUGAAAUCACCGAGCAGCUUCACAGGGCCGGCUUUUCAAAAUGGGGAAACGAAAGGGUCUACAAUGGUAGAUCGGGUGAGAUGAUGCGUUCUCUGAUAUUCAUGGGCCCAACUUUCUACCAGCGACUUGUCCACAUGUCAGAGGACAAAGUCAAGUUCAGGAACACCGGACCAGUCCACCCGCUCACACGCCAGCCAGUCGCAGACAGGAAGAGAUUUGGCGGGAUAAGAUUUGGAGAAAUGGAGCGAGACUGCCUAAUAGCUCACGGUGCAUCAGCUAACCUGCACGAGCGUCUCUUCACUCUAAGUGACUCUUCUCAGAUGCACAUCUGCAGAAAAUGUAAGACCUAUGCGAACGUGAUUGAGAGGACUCCAAGCAGUGGAAGAAAGAUCAGAGGGCCAUAUUGUAGAGUGUGCGUAUCCUCAGACGAUGUGGUUAGGGUGUAUGUUCCGUAUGGAGCUAAGCUUCUGUGUCAGGAGCUGUUUAGCAUGGGCAUCACUCUCAACUUCGACACCAAGCUCUGCUGAUUCCCCCUCUUUAUUAUGUAAAUAGCUUAAUGCCUCAAGACCAUGUUAUGUGUAGUUUGCUUCAAACCCGGUUCUGGUUAAUAGUAUUGGUUUUGGUUUGGUUGAUUCGGUAAGGGUUAUCCGAACCGAAGAAAUCGUUAAACCAAGCCACUGAACUAACCCGUAAAUGUUGCUUUUUGUGAGAUUUGACUCUUUUAACCAACCGUUAACCUGUUUAUAUCUGGUUUUCUAUGUUUGGGAUUUUAUUGCUAAAGUAAAUUCCGACUUUUUAU
Arabidopsis arenosa is the source of this 3745-nucleotide messenger RNA. The record is from the annotation of a GenBank genome assembly. NCBI's taxonomy places the organism in Eukaryota, Viridiplantae, Streptophyta, Magnoliopsida, Brassicales, Brassicaceae.